AUGACGAUUCCGGCGCAAGGUUCAAAUGCCCGAAAAUCGUCGUCGGCAUAUGCUCCCAAAUUCAAGAAUCCUGUUCCGCUACCGCCUAUUGACGAUUUCCGUCUCUCCAACAUCCUUGCUAAGAGCCUCGCUGACCACUCAGAAGCCGUGGCUCAGUCCCUACUAAAUGUUACAACCAAGUUCCAAACUGAUCUACGGACAGAAAUCCGUCGGGCUCUCACUAUCGAGCAGAAAAUCCAGUAUAAAAACAUCCAAGUAGCCAAAUUGGCCCAUUCCAUCCAGAAGGAGCUAGAACUGCGUUCGAAACGCUUUGAUCGUGUGUCUCGUACAAGUGAUGACAAAAACCGCCGGAUCUCGUCAUCAUCGGGUUUGUCAUCUGAUGUAGACAGAGUUCUUGAGCUAUCGUUGAAAGUCUCUGCAUCCAUGCAGAGUUUGGGUGUUCGUUUGGCAAGGAUAGAUCGUGGAAACGGAGGUUCUGGGUUUCCGAAUCCUCACAAGUAUCCCAAGUUGGCCAAACUUCUAGAGAAAUUAGAUCCGGAGAGUGUGGUGGAGUCUCACAUGGAUGAUUGUGAUGUUUACUCUGCGUCACUGGAAGAGCCCUUAAUAAUUGAGGAUUAUGUGAAUGGGAGCGAUUAUAAUAAUGGAUUGGAGGAUGCCUCUACGCCCGGAUACGUGGAAAUACGUGAAAUUGAACACGUAAAUGGUGGUGUACAAAUGAAUAUCUCCAGACCGUUGGAGGAUGAGGCUUCAUUGUCUCAAAAUGGUCUGGUUCCUAGUAAGAUACUUGGGUCAGGAUCGCCCAGAUCAGAAUCUUUAAAUACAAAAGCUUCGGACUCAAAGACCUCGAACUCCAAUUCAGCUUCCAAAUCUUCAACAUACAAGUCUAAGAAGUUGAAUUCUUCAAGAUCUAAGUCUCCAAAGUCAAGUUCUUCAAGGUCAAAAUCUCCUCUAGCAGAAUCCUCGAAGUCUGAUGUGGACGCUGUGGAUACUACUCAGAUUGGCAUUGUACAUGCGAAAGGAAUUUCCGCUCCUGACCUACCUCUACAACCGGAAGAAGAAACAGAAGAACUCGAUGCGGAAGCAUUUGAGCUCCUAAUUGAUACAAAUGUGGAGAAAUACCGCCAGUUGAGGGACAAACAAUAUGAGAACCUUGACAUUUUUGGAUCCCUGUCAACGAAAUAUAGAAGUCCUGCUAAUCCGUUGAGACUACUCUUCUCAUCGACAAUUCUUGAAAAUAGCGAUAUGCUACUGACUCUCGCAAAUGAUGCUGAAGGACUCCAUAGUCCAUUUGCUCCAGCCAAGGCUAUUCCUACUGUGUCCGAGACACCUCUGAUGUCACUUCACAAGAAACUUCGAAUUAAUGCCCUUCCGAUGAAAUAUUCGUCUCUGGUUUUAUCUAAGCAGUGUGAAUGUGCCUCAUCGGACUCACCAGCUAGAAAAGCUUUGGAAGCAACUCUAUUAAAGCAGAGACAACGAGAAUUGAACGAUGACGAUGAGCUCUGGAGUUCGUCGGGUCUCCACACUGAAACAGAAGAGAACGAAACAGACCAGCUACUGUGGAGUAACUCGUCAGACCCAGAUAGCUCCUCGGAUUCCGAGGAUGAUGCUACCAGCAACACCAACCAGUACUAUUUGUCGCUAAAGAAAGACCUCAAGUCAAAGCAAAGAAGGAGAGCCAAAAAGAGAGCCAAUGUGGGUUUCAGAAAUGAAAAUUCCCCUACACCAAAGCAUCAGCCAUCUCACCGAACUCUCAGACCCAAACAGUCCAUUCUCAAAAUGAAGAGUGCUGUUAAGACAACAGGAAAAAUCGGUAAAAAGCUAACUUUAACUCCCUCUCCUUCAAUUGACCAACUCUCUCAGUUCAAAAUGGAUACGCCAUAUCGAUCGAGUCCGCGAGGAUCUUUUGUCAACGAUUAUCUGGCCGUGGGGUUCAUCGUACGCAGCAGAGAGCCCGAGGAAGAUACUAACUCGGACGAUGGCGACCUAGAAGACAACGAUAAUGGUGAGAGCGUCGAUGAUGGGAACAAGCUGAAAACAAAGAGUACAGGCGAUGAGUCGAAUACAGUCAGCAAGCUCAGGAAGUUGUUGAUAUAA
Molecule: messenger RNA, 2094 nt
Organism: Sungouiella intermedia
Lineage: Eukaryota; Fungi; Ascomycota; Pichiomycetes; Serinales; Metschnikowiaceae
Source: the annotation of a GenBank genome assembly